UGGCGGAGGAGCCAUCUUGAAACCAACUUUGCAAACUUUCGCAAAGUGCUCUCGAAGUGGAAGCUGCGGGGGAGGCCGGGUGCGCGGCCCUCGGUGUCUCUGCCAGGGUCCCCGGGGAGACAAGGCGCGGGCCGUCCGGAGGACCCGGCGCCGGGCGUGCAGGAGCCGCCCCGGGGCCGCGCGGGGUGGAUGCGGAGGCGCGCCGGGUGCAUGGAUUGUGCUCGGGCGCCCGGCUCGGGCUCGGGCUCCGGGCCAUGGCGCCGCCGCCGCCGGUGCUGCCCGCGCUGCUGCUCUUGGCCGCCGCCACCGCCCUGCCGGCCCUGGGGCUGCGAGCGGCCGCCUGGGACCUGCGCGUGCCCGGAGGGUCCCGCGCCUUCGCCUUGGGGCCUGGCUGGACCUACUCAUUGGACACCGCGCGCACGCCCCGGGCUCUGCGGGAACUGCUGGACGUGAGCCGAGAAGGACGGCUGGCAGGACGGCGGCGCGGGCUAGGCGCGGGGCCUCGGGACUGCGCGCGGCUGGGGGGGCGCCCGCUGCCGCUGCACGUCCGCCUGGUAGCCCGCGGCUCUCCGACAGCAUUAAGCCUUCGCCUACAGGCGCGCGCUCAGGGUCCUGGCUGCGGAUCCUGGCCGCGGCGCCGACGGGCCCCUGGUGCGGAGCUGCGCGCGCGUGCAGUGCUCACAGUUCCCGGGUUUGGAGGGGCGCUCUGUUUUCCAGCCCCCGGCGGCGGCGCCGCGACGCUGCACUCGGCGCUAGCUGCCCUCACCAGCUUCCCCGCCUGCAGCUGCUCGGCCCAGCCCGAGCCCCACUGCCGGGCCGGCCCCAUCUGCCUGCCUCCCGGCAGCUCGAUCCGCCUGCGCCUUCUGUGCGCCCUGCGGCGCGCUGCCGGCGCCGUCCGGGUGGAGCUGGUGCUGGAAGCGGCCGCAGCAGGGACGCCCUCCGCGUUGCCGUCGCCGCAGUCAUCGCCAAGCCCGCCUCUAGCCAGGGUGGCGAUGGCGCGACGGGCCCGGCGGGGCGCGGGCGGCAGCACGAGCCCGCAGUUCCCGCUGCCUAGUUACCAGGUGUCGGUGCCUGAGAACCAACCUGCCGGCACCGCGGUCAUCGAACUGCGCGCGCACGAUCCCGACGCGGGCGAGGCUGGGCGCCUGAGCUACCAGAUGGAGGCGCUGUUCGACGAACGCUCCAACGGCUACUUCCUCAUCGACUCGGACACCGGCGCGGUGAGCACCGCCCGCGCGCUGGACCGCGAGACCCAGGACACGCACGUCCUCAAGGUGAGCGCCGUGGAUCACGGCUCUCCGCGGCGCUCGGCCGCCACCUACCUCACCGUCACGGUCAGCGACACCAACGACCACAGCCCGGUUUUCGAGCAGUCCGAGUACCGCGAGCGUGUUCGCGAGAACCUCGAGGUGGGCUACGAGGUGCUGACCAUCCGAGCCACCGACGGCGACGCGCCCUCCAACGCCAACAUGCGCUACCGCUUGCUGGAGGGCGCAGGCGGCAUCUUCGAGAUUGAUGCGCGCUCGGGAGUAGUGCGCACCCGGGCCGUGGUGGAUCGGGAGGAGGGGGCCGAGUACCGGCUUCUGGUGGAGGCCGACGACCAGGGCCGCAACCCCGGCCCACUCAGCGCCACGGCCACCGUGCACAUCGUAGUGGAGGACGAGAACGACAACUACCCCCAGUUCAGCGAGAAGCGCUAUGUGGUGCAGGUGCCCGAGGACGUGGCGGUCAACACUGCAGUACUGCGUGUGCAGGCCACGGACAGGGACCAAGGCCAGAACGCGGCCAUCCACUACAGCAUCGUCAGUGGGAACCUGAAGGGGCAGUUCUACCUGCACUCCCUGAGCGGGAGCCUGGACGUGAUCAACCCGCUGGAUUUUGAGGCCAUCCGGGAGUACACGCUGCGCAUCAAGGCCCAGGAUGGGGGCCGGCCUCCUCUCAUCAAUUCCUCGGGGCUGGUCGCUGUGCAGGUGCUGGACGUGAAUGACAACGCGCCCAUCUUCGUGAGCAGCCCCUUCCAGGCUGCCGUGCUGGAGAACGUGCCCCUGGGCUACUCCGUGCUGCACAUUCAGGCGGUGGAUGCCGAUGCGGGUGAGAACGCCCGUCUGCGUUACCGUCUGGUGGACACAGCCUCCGCGGGACCUGGGUCUGAGAGCGCUGCCACCACCCCGGGUUUCCCCUUCCAGAUCCACAACAGCUCGGGCUGGAUUACGGUGUGUGCUGAACUGGACCGGGAGGAGGUGGAGCGCUACAGCUUCGCGGUGGAGGCGGUGGACCACGGCUCGCCACCCAUGAGCUCCUCCGCCAGCGUCUCCAUCACGGUGCUGGACGUGAAUGACAACGACCCGGUGUUCACGCAGCCCAUGUACGAGGUUCGUCUGAACGAGGACGCUGCUGUGGGAAGCAGUGUGCUGACCCUGCGGGCCGAGGACCGCGACGCCAACAGCGUGAUCACCUACCAGCUCACUGGCGGCAAUACCCGCAACCGGUUUGCGCUCAGCAGCCAGAGUGGCGGCGGCCUUAUCACCCUCGCGCUGCCGCUGGACUACAAGCAAGAGCGACAGUACGUGCUGGCGGUGACGGCGUCCGAUGGCAUGCGCUCACACACUGCACAGGUCUUCAUCAACAUCACGGACGCCAACACCCACCGGCCAGUCUUCCAGAGCUCCCACUACACGGUAAGUGUCAGCGAGGACCAGCCUGUGGGCACCUCCAUUGCCACCAUCAGCGCCACGGAUGAGGACACGGGUGAGAAUGCCCGCGUCACUUAUGUGUUGGAGGACCCUGUGCCCCAGUUCCGCAUUGAUCCGGACACGGGCACCAUUUACACCACCACGGAGCUGGACUAUGAGGACCAGGCUGCUUACACGCUGGCCAUCACGGCUCGGGACAAUGGCAUCCCUCAGAAGUCGGACACAACCUCCCUGGAGAUCCUCAUUCUUGAUGCCAACGACAAUGCCCCCCAGUUCCUGCGGGAUUUCUACCAGGGUUCCGUUUUUGAGGAUGCACCACCGUCAACCAGCGUCCUCCAGAUCUCUGCCACAGACCGGGACUCCGGCCCCAAUGGUCGUCUGCUGUACACCUUCCAGGGUGGGGACGAUGGUGAUGGGGACUUCUACAUCGAGCCCACAUCCGGCGUGAUCCGCACCCAGCGCCGGCUGGACCGGGAGCACGUGGCUGUGUACAGCCUCCGGGCUCUGGCUGUGGACAGGGGCAGCCCAGCUCCACUAAGUGCCUUGGUGGAAAUCCAGGUGACUGUCUUAGACAUUAACGACAACCCCCCUGUGUUUGAGAGGGAUGAGCUGGAGCUGUUUGUAGAGGAGAAUAGCCCCGUGGGGUCGGUGGUGGCGAGGAUUCAUGCCGAUGACCCUGAUGAAGGCCCCAACGCCCAGAUCAUGUAUCAGAUUGUGGAAGGCAAUGUGCCGGAGGUCUUCCAGCUGGACCUGCUGAGUGGGGACCUGCGUGCCCUGGUGGAGCUGGACUUUGAAGUCCAGCGGGAGUAUGUGCUGGUGGUACAGGCCACAUCGGCCCCGCUGGUGAGCCGAGCCACGGUGCACAUCCGCCUCCUGGACCAGAACGACAACCCGCCAGUGCUGCCUGACUUCCAGAUCCUCUUCAACAACUAUGUCACCAAUAAGUCCAACAGCUUCCCCACUGGCGUAAUCGGCCGCAUCCCUGCCCGUGACCCUGACCUGUCUGAUAGCCUCAACUACACCUUCCUGCAGGGCAACGAGCUUCACCUCCUGCUGCUGGACCCCUCCACGGGGGAGCUGCAGCUCAGCAAGGACCUGGACAACAACCGACCCCUGGAGGCCCUCAUGGAGGUGUCUGUGUCUGACGGCGUCCACAGCGUCACGGCACUCUGCACCCUGCGUGUCACCAUCAUCACAGACGACAUGCUCACCAACAGCAUCACCGUCCGCCUGGAGAACAUGUCGCAGGAGAAGUUCCUGUCCCCACUGCUGGCCCUCUUCGUGGAGGGAGUGGCCACGGUGCUGUCCACCACCAAGGACGAUGUCUUCGUCUUCAAUAUCCAGAAUGACACGGACGUCAGCACCAACAUCCUGAACGUGACCUUCUCGGCGCUGCUGCCUGGCGGCGUGCGCGGCCAGUUCUUCCCAUCGGAGGACCUGCAGGAGCAGAUCUACCUGAACCGCACGCUGCUGACCACCAUCUCCACGCAGCGCGUGCUGCCCUUCGACGACAACAUCUGCCUGCGGGAGCCGUGUGAGAACUACAUGAAGUGCGUGUCGGUGCUGCGCUUCGACAGCUCGGCGCCCUUCCUCAGCUCCACCACCGUGCUCUUCCGGCCCAUCCACCCCAUCAAUGGGCUACGAUGCCGCUGCCCGCCCGGCUUCACUGGCGACUACUGCGAGACGGAGAUUGAUCUCUGCUACUCCAGCCCCUGCGGUGCCAAUGGCCGCUGCCGCAGCCGCGAGGGGGGCUACACCUGCGAGUGCUUCGAGGACUUCACAGGAGAGCACUGCGAGGUGAAUGCCCGCUCUGGCCGCUGUGCCAACGGUGUGUGCAAGAACGGGGGGACCUGCGUGAACCUGCUCAUCGGCGGCUUCCACUGCGUGUGCCCCCCUGGCGAGUACGAGCGGCCCUACUGUGAGGUCACCACCAGGAGCUUCCCGCCACAGUCCUUUGUCACCUUCCGGGGCCUGCGGCAGCGUUUCCACUUCACCCUCUCACUCACGUUUGCCACCCGAGAGAGGGACGCCUUGCUGCUCUACAAUGGCCGCUUCAAUGAGAAGCACGACUUCAUUGCCCUGGAGAUCGUGGAGGAGCAGCUGCAGCUCACCUUCUCCGCAGGUGAGACGACGACGACUGUGGCGCCGCAGGUCCCCGGGGGCGUGAGUGACGGGCGGUGGCACUCUGUGCAGGUGCAGUACUACAACAAGCCCAACAUCGGCCGCCUGGGCCUGCCCCAUGGGCCAUCUGGGGAGAAGGUGGCCGUGGUGACAGUGGACGACUGUGACACAGCCAUGGCCGUGCGCUUUGGAAGCUAUGUGGGGAACUACAGCUGUGCUGCCCAGGGCACUCAGAGCGGCUCCAAGAAGUCCCUGGAUCUCACAGGGCCUCUGCUCCUGGGGGGUGUCCCCAACCUGCCGGAGGACUUCCCGGUGCACAACCGGCAAUUCGUGGGCUGCAUGCGGAACCUGUCGGUGGACGGCAAACACGUGGACAUGGCUGGAUUCAUCGCCAACAAUGGCACCAGGGCAGGCUGUGCUGCUCAGAGGAACUUCUGUGAUGGGACCUGGUGUCAGAACGGGGGUACCUGUGUCAGCAGGUGGAACAUGUACCUGUGUGAGUGUCCACUGCAGUUUGGCGGGAAGAACUGUGAGCAAGCCAUGCCCCAUCCCCAGCGCUUCAGUGGCGAGAGCAUCGUGUCCUGGAGCGACCUGGACAUCACCAUCUCUGUGCCCUGGUACCUGGGGCUCAUGUUCCGGACCCGGAAGGGGGAUGCGGUGCUGAUGGAGGCCACAGCCGGCCUGUCCUCCAGGCUUCAUCUGCAAAUCCUGAACAACUACAUCCAGUUUGAGGUGUCCCAUGGUCCCUCUGACGUGGCGUCCAUGAGGCUGUCCAGGUCACGUGUGACGGAUGGGGAGUGGCAUCACCUGCUGAUAGAGCUAAAGAGUGCCAAGGAGGGCAAGGACAUCAAGUACCUGGCAGUCAUGACCCUGGAUUAUGGGAUGGACCAGAACAUGGUACAGAUCGGGAACCAGCUUCCUGGGUUGAAGAUGAAGAGCGUCGUGGUCGGGGGCCUGUCUGAGGACAAGGUCUCCGUGCGCCGUGGGUUCCGUGGCUGCAUGCAGGGGGUGAGAAUGGGGGAGACGGCCACCAACAUCGCCACCCUGAACAUGAACGAUGCCCUCAAAGUCAGGGUGAAGGACGGCUGUGAGGUGGAGGACCCGUGUGCCUCAAGCCCCUGCCCUCAGCACAGCCGCUGCCACGAUGCCUGGGACAGCUACUCCUGCGUGUGUGACAGAGGGUACUUCGGAAGAAAGUGUGUGGACGCGUGUCACCUGAACCCCUGUGAGCACGUGGCAACCUGUGUGCGCGCCCCUGGCUCCCCGAGGGGGUACGAGUGCGAGUGCGCGCCCAGCCGGUAUGGACGCUACUGCGAGAACAGAAUCGACCUUCCAUGCCCCAAAGGCUGGUGGGGGAACCCUGUCUGUGGACCCUGCCACUGUGCUGUCAGCAAAGGUUUUGACCCCGACUGCAAUAAGACCAAUGGCCAGUGCCAGUGCAAGGAGAAUUACUACAAGCCCCCCUCCCAGGAUGCCUGCCUGCCCUGCGACUGCUUCUCCCACGGCUCCCACAGCCGUGCUUGUGACAUGGACACUGGGCAGUGUGCCUGCAAGCCUGGUGUCAUCGGCCGCCAGUGUAACCGCUGUGACAACCCCUUUGCUGAGGUCACCACGCUUGGCUGUGAAGUGAUCUACAGUGGGUGUCCCAGAGCAUUCGAGGCCGGCAUCUGGUGGCCGCAGACCAAGUUUGGACAGCCCGCCGCAGUGCCAUGUCCCAAGGGAUCGGUGGGAAAUGCAGUUCGACACUGCAGCGGCGAGAAGGGCUGGCUGCCCCCCGAGCUCUUCAACUGCACCACCGUCUCCUUCGUGGACCUCAGAGUCAUGGACGACAAGCUGAGCCGCAACAAGACGCAGCUGGACGGCGCCGGGGCGCUGCGGCUGGUGAGGGCUCUGCGGAACGCCACGCGGCACAGCGACACGCUCUUCGGCACUGAUGUGCGCACGGCCUACAGGCUGCUGGCCCAGGUCCUGCAGCACGAGAGCCAGCAGCAGGGCUUUGACCUGGCGGCCACCCAGGAUGCCAACUUCCACGAGGAUGUGGUCCACUCGGGCAGUGCCCUCCUGGCUCCGGCCACCAGGGCUGCGUGGGAGCAGAUCCAUCGGAGCGAGGGGGGCGCCGCGCAUCUGCUGAGGCACUUCGAGGCCUACUUCAGCAAUGUAGCACGGAAUGUGCAGAGGACCUACCUGAGGCCUUUUGUCAUCGUCACUACCAACAUGAUCCUUGCUGUUGACAUCUUCAACAAGUUCAAUUUCACGGGAGCCAGAGUGCCUCGCUUUGAGAACAUUCGAGACGAAUUCCCCAGAGAGCUGGAGUCUUCCAUCUCCUUCCCGGCCGACUUCUUCAAACCACCUGAGAAAAAAGAAAGCCCCGUGGUGAGGCUGGCCGGCCAGAGGUCCCCGCCAGCAACUGUGGGCCCAGAGCCCAGCACCAAGGGGGAGGCCCAUUUCACCCGGCGGCGGAGACACCCGGAUGACCCCAGCCAAUUUGCCGUCGCCCUGGUCGUCAUUUAUAGGACCUUGGGGAGGCUCUUGCCAGAGCGCUAUGACCCCGACCGCCGAAGUCUCAGGCUGCCCAACCGACCGGUCAUCAACACGCCAGUGGUGAGUGCCGUGGUGUACAGCGAGGGCACCCCACUCCCAAGCACCCUGGAGAGGCCUGUCCUGGUGGCGCUCACCCUGCUGGAGACGGAGGAGCGCACCAAGCCCGUCUGUGUGUUCUGGAACCACUCCCUGGCCAUCGGAGGGACCGGAGGGUGGUCAGCCAAGGGCUGUGAGCUCCUGUCCAGGAACCGGACCCAUGUGCUGUGUCAGUGCAGCCACAUGGCCAGCGUCGCGGUGCUCAUGGACGUCUCCAGGCGCGAGCACGGGGAGGUCCUGCCGGUAAAGGCCGUCACGUACACUGCCGUGGCCUUGUCGCUAGCGGCCUUGCUGGUGGCCUUUGUGCUCCUGGCACUGGUCCGCACGCUGCGCUCCAACCUGCACAGCAUCCACAGGAACCUGAUCGCGGCGCUGUUCCUCACCCAGCUGGUCUUUGUGCUCGGGAUUCACCAGACGGAGAACCAGUUCCUGUGCACUGUGGUCGCCAUCCUCCUGCACUACGUCUACAUGAGCGCCUUCGCCUGGGCGCUGGUGGAGGGCCUGCACGUGUACCGCAUGCUGACCGAGGCCCGCAACAUCGACACCGGGCCCAUGAGGUUCUACUACGUCGUGGGCUGGGGCAUCUCCGCCAUCGUCACAGGACUGGCAGUUGGCCUCGACCCCCAGGGCUAUGGGAACCCUGACUUCUGCUGGCUGUCCCUUCAGGACACCCUGAUUUGGAGUUUUGCUGGGCCCAUCGGAGCAGUUAUAAUUAUCAAUACAGUCAUCUUUGUCCUGUCUGUAAGGGUGUCCUGCCACAGGAAGCACCACUAUUAUGAAAGAAAGGGUGUCGUCCCCCUGCUGAGGACGGCCUUCCUCCUGCUGCUGCUGGUCAGUGCCACCUGGCUGCUUGGGCUGCUGGCGGUGAACAGCGACGUGCUGGCCUUUCACUACCUCUUUGCCAUCUUCAGCUGCUUGCAGGGCCUCUUCGUCCUCCUCUUCCACUGUGUGCUCAGCAGGGAGGUCCGGAAACACCUGAAGGGGGUACUCACCGGGAAGAAGCUGCACCCAGAUGACUCGGCUACCACCAGGGCCACCCUGCUUACACGGUCACUUAACUGCAACAACACGUAUAGUGACGGCCCCGAGAUGCUACGCACAGCCCUGGGCGAGUCCACCGCCUCACUGGACAGCACCAUCAGGGACGAAGGUAUCCAGAAGCUCAGUGUGUCCUCUGGGCCAGCACGGGGUGGCCAUGGAGAGCCAGAUUCGUCCUUCAUCCCCAGGAAGCCCCAUGGCCAGGACUCAGACUCAGAUAGCGAGCUGUCCCUGGAUGAGCACAGCAGCUCCUAUGCCUCCUCACAUUCGUCAGACAGCGAGGAUGACGGGGCGGAGGCCCAAGACAGAUGGGACCCGGCCCGGGGCCCUAUCCACAGCACCCCCAAAGGGAACGCUGUGGCUAACCACAUCCCGGCCGGCUGGCCCGACGAGAGCUUGGCAGGCAGUGACAGCGAGGGCCCGGGUGGUCAGCCCCACCUGAAGGUGGAGACCAGGGUCAGUGUGGAGCUGCACCGGGAGGAGCAGGGCAGUCACUGCGGGGACCGCGCCCCAGACACGGAGAGUGAGGUCGCGAUCAAGUCUGCUCAGCAGCCCCCGGAGCAGAGGAAAGGCAUCUUGAAAAACAAGGGAACCUACCCGCCGCCGCUGACGGAGCAGACGCUGAAGGGCAGGCUCCGUGAGAAGCUGGCGGACUGUGAGCAGAGCCCCGCGUCCUCGCGCACGUCCUCCCUGGGCUCCGACUGCGCCAUCACGGUCAAGAACUCGCGGCGGGAGCCCGGCCGUGAGCACCUCAACGGGAUGGCCAUGAACGUGCGCGCCGGGAGCGCCCAGGCCGAUGGCUCUGACUCUGAAGGCAGUAACGAAACUUCAAUUUGAACCAUCAGGAAACCGUGAGGCAAGCUCAUCACUGCUAUACAGCCUGCUGUGUUGUCAAGCCCUGGGAUCUUGGAGCCCGAGGGACCACUGCCCAUGGACUGAAGCAGGCCCUGGGUAUGGGAGGUCUUCACAGUGGCCACCCCACAACUGACAGUCCAGACAAAAAGCCCUCAGAUCUCCCAGGGGUUCAGGGCUAGUCAGACCCUGUGACAAGUGCCAAAGCUCAUAGGUGUGAGGGAGGCGUGGACUGCUCAGCUGGCCGGCGUGGUCCUUAGACUGCAAACAGCCAAAACUGUGCUGCUGGCCUGGCUGUGAGCAGGUUCGUGGAUGCUGGGCACAGACCAAAGACAGGUCUGGCCACUGUGCAAGCAUCUCCCUGUAGGACAGGCACAUGGCCAGCAGCCUGGACAGCCCUUUGUGAAGGCACCUCUUGUCUUAAGGCAGAUUACUUUGCUCUGCUGAAAAGGUGCAGAUACUUUUAUAUAUUUGUAUGGGACUCUGAGCAGGGGAAAACCUAUGUAUAUUUUGCAUUUUGCAAUAAGUAUUGACUUUGUUGAUACUGGGAGAUCUGUGGCAUGAUCUCUGUUUCUUAUGUAAGGAAGAUUGCACAGUUGUACUUGAAUCUGGCAUGCAUGGACACAACUGGUGUCCAGGCAGAACAAAGGUGGAAAGUACAUUAGCAGUGAGGUUAAAAUUGAGUUGUAAAAGCUCCUGCAAGGGGCCAGUGCGUGUCCCUGCAGGCCUCCCAAACGCCCAGCGUGUUCACUGCUACAUCCGUUUGCCCUCAGCACCCACCUGCCUUGACAGGGGUGGGUCCAAGAUAGGGAGGUGUGGGACUGGGCAGGUCAGUGAAGUCCAGCUGAGACCAGUGUGGAAUGCAGUCACCACACAACCGGAGUUUCACAGCCAGUCAUUCCCUGACUGCCACCUCCACCCACUGUGGGCCUGGCGCCCUGGCUGGAGCCCUUCCCAGGUAGCACAGGACCGCAGGUGGGGACUUCCUUUGUCCCUGCGCUCUUGCUCCUGGUGGGAGCUCAACAUGUUCACACGUUCCCAAUUCAGAUGGCGGCAUGAGGUCUUCCAGGAUGUCACAUUCCCUCCUGCCAAUUUUCUUGCUCUUUGAGACUCCAAGGAUCUCCAGGCAGGCAGGGGACCCACCCCCAGAGUCUGACCAAUUACUUCAUUUUGCUUCAAAUGGCCAAUUGUGAAGAGGGACAAAGCCACAGCCAUACUUUUUGAUGGUUACCAAACUGUUUUUGGAAACUCAUACCAGGGACUGGCUGUGACUGUCCCACUAUGGGCAGCUGGUGCAGCGAGACCCGGAGGGCUGUGGAGUGGAGCCCGGAACUUCAGACACGUUUUAUUCCAGUGUUUCCUUUGUUCUUCAGAUCAGGUGCCCAAUUAAAUGAUCAACACAGCUGCUUCCAAAUAUGGGAAACAAAAUAAAAGGCCUGCCAUGUGAAAAAAAUAUAUGGGAAACCACAAAAUAGGAUGAAAUCAAAUAAAACGGAAAGAUUUCCAUCCAGUCUUAACUUGGAUGAAAAUGUGAGCCUUGUCCACAGACGCUGCACAGGAGAGAAGCACUCCUGACACACUAAGGGCAGUGAAAUGGGACCCAUGUCCUUAGAGCUGAAUGAAUUAUACAUGUGCCUUAACAGGUGAGUGGCCUUCUGAAGACACACGAUGACGGGCUCUUCAGAUGUCCGCCACUGACUGGAUGUUUUCCGAGUACGAAGAGGGUUUGCUAUUUCCAAGCCUUUGAGCACCUCACUUUCACAUCAUCACUUAUUGUUCCACAGCUGAUUUCGCCCCUUGAGUUUUUAAUUUGAUUAGAACUGUUACCAAAAAACAAUCGUCAGUUUACUAAGACAGGAAAAAUAUAAACCUAUUUUUACUACUUAAGACUUUAUGACAGAGAUUACACACUGGAGGUUUUUAACAAAUGUGUAUUUAUUAAUGUUAAAACACUGGAAUUACCACCCAAGUGAGAAGCGUCUACAAUAAAUUAAGAUUUUUGAAUUUG
Molecule: messenger RNA, 11349 nt
Organism: Otolemur garnettii (small-eared galago)
Lineage: Eukaryota; Metazoa; Chordata; Mammalia; Primates; Galagidae
Gene: CELSR1
Product: cadherin EGF LAG seven-pass G-type receptor 1
Exons: 35
Coding region: 255-9326 (3023 amino acids)
Biological process (GO): G protein-coupled receptor signaling pathway; homophilic cell-cell adhesion; cell surface receptor signaling pathway
Cellular component (GO): plasma membrane
Molecular function (GO): G protein-coupled receptor activity; calcium ion binding
Source: RefSeq, a predicted model, not a curated record